Messenger RNA from Humulus lupulus (European hop), 4147 nucleotides. RefSeq names its product DNA-directed RNA polymerase II subunit RPB2. Gene Ontology annotation, molecular function: ribonucleoside binding; DNA binding; DNA-directed RNA polymerase activity. Gene Ontology annotation, biological process: DNA-templated transcription. The coding region runs from base 149 to 3730 and encodes 1193 amino acids. The record is from RefSeq and is a predicted model, not a curated record. Gene Ontology annotation, cellular component: RNA polymerase II, core complex. NCBI's taxonomy places the organism in Eukaryota, Viridiplantae, Streptophyta, Magnoliopsida, Rosales, Cannabaceae. The transcript has 25 exons.
AAGGGGCCAGGUGCGCCAUUUUUUAGUUCUUUCUUCGUGAACUGGUUCUCGCUCUAAGCUCUCCUCUCUUUUCUGGCUCUUCUAGGGUUUUAAUUUUCUUCUCAAUUGAAUCAUUUUAGCAAGCUAGGGUUUUCUAAUUAUAGUUACCAUGGAUGAGGACCCUGAAUACGAGCAGCAAUACAACGAAGACGACGAUGACGAGGAAGAGAUCACCCAGGAGGACGCCUGGGCUGUUAUUUCUGCUUACUUCGAAGAGAAAGGAUUGGUCCGCCAACAGCUCGACUCUUUCGAUGAGUUCAUUCAGAAUACUAUGCAAGAAAUCGUCGACGAGUCUUCCGAUAUUGAGAUUCGUCCCGAGUCUCAGCACAACCCUGGUCACCAGUCUGAUUUUGCCGAGACAAUCUACAAAAUUGGGUUUGGUCAGAUUUACCUGAGUAAACCUAUGAUGACUGAGUCUGAUGGUGAAACGGCGACCUUGUUUCCCAAGGCUGCGAGGUUGAGGAACCUAACAUACUCGGCCCCUUUGUAUGUUGAUGUUACAAAGAGGGUUAUAAAGAAAGGACAUGAUGGUGAAGAAGUCACUGAGACUCAAGACUUUACCAAAGUUUUUAUCGGAAAGGUUCCUAUUAUGCUUCGGUCGAGUUAUUGUACAUUGUACCAAAAUUCAGAGAAGGAUUUGACAGAACUUGGGGAGUGUCCAUAUGACCAAGGUGGAUAUUUUAUUAUCAAUGGGAGUGAGAAGGUUCUAAUUGCUCAGGAGAAGAUGAGCACCAAUCAUGUGUAUGUGUUCAAGAAGAGGCAGCCUAACAAGUACGCCUAUGUUGCGGAAGUUCGGUCUAUGGCUGAGUCUCAAAACAGACCACCUAGUACCAUGUUUGUGCGGAUGCUUUCCCGAGCUAGUUCUAAAGGGGGAUCAUCUGGGCAGUACAUAAGGGCUACUCUUCCAUAUAUUCGAGCCGAAAUACCAAUUAUUAUUGUCUUCCGUGCUUUGGGGUUUGUUGCUGAUAAAGACAUAUUGGAGCAUAUAUGUUAUGACUUCGCAGAUACUACAAUGAUGGAGUUGUUGCGGCCUUCUCUGGAGGAAGCAUUUGUGAUUCAAAAUCAACAGGUUGCACUGGAUUAUAUUGGUAAAAGAGGAGCAACUGUGGGAGUCACCAAGGAAAAGAGAAUUAAGUAUGCGAAAGAGAUACUUCAAAAGGAAAUGCUUCCCCAUGUUGGCACUGGAGAAUUUUGUGAGACAAAAAAAGCUUACUAUUUUGGCUAUAUCAUUCAUCGGCUUUUACUGUGUGCACUUGGUCGGAGGGCAGAAGAUGACAGAGAUCAUUAUGGCAAUAAGAGGCUGGACCUUGCUGGUCCUUUACUUGGAGGAUUGUUUAGAAUGUUAUUCAGGAAGCUAACAAGGGAUGUGAGAGGAUAUGUGCAGAAGUGUGUCGAUAAUGGGAAGGAUGUUAAUCUUCAAUUUGCCAUCAAAGCCAAAACCAUUACCAGUGGUCUUAAAUAUUCACUGGCUACUGGAAACUGGGGCCAAGCAAAUGCGGCUGGCACAAGAGCUGGAGUGUCACAGGUGUUAAAUCGUUUGACAUAUGCUUCCACAUUGUCACACUUGCGACGGUUAAAUUCUCCUAUUGGUCGUGAAGGAAAAUUGGCCAAGCCUCGUCAGUUGCAUAAUUCACAAUGGGGAAUGAUGUGUCCUGCUGAAACACCAGAAGGACAAGCAUGUGGGCUGGUGAAGAAUCUUGCAUUGAUGGUGUACAUAACUGUAGGAUCAGCUGCAUAUCCUAUAUUGGAAUUUUUGGAAGAAUGGGGAACAGAAAAUUUUGAGGAAAUUUCUCCUGCUGUUAUUCCCCAAGCUACCAAAAUUUUUGUUAAUGGUUGUUGGGUUGGUAUACAUCGUGAUCCUGACAUGUUGGUGAAAACACUACGACGCCUGAGGCGACGGGUUGAUGUUAAUACUGAGGUUGGGGUUGUUAGAGAUAUUCGUUUGAAAGAAUUACGGAUAUAUACGGACUACGGGCGUUGUAGUCGCCCAUUGUUCAUUGUGGAGAAACAGAGGCUUUUGAUAAAGAAAAAAGACAUUCAUACACUGCAACUGAGGGAAAACCCUGACGAUGCUGGUUGGCAUGAUCUUGUAUCCAAGGGAUUUAUAGAGUACAUUGACACUGAGGAAGAGGAAACCACAAUGAUUUCAAUGACAAUUAAUGACCUUGUACAAGCAAGGCUUAACCCAGAGGAGGCAUAUUCCGAGACAUACACUCACUGUGAAAUCCAUCCAUCACUAAUUUUGGGUGUCUGUGCUUCCAUUAUACCUUUUCCUGAUCAUAAUCAAUCACCAAGAAAUACAUAUCAAUCUGCUAUGGGCAAGCAAGCCAUGGGAAUUUAUGUCACUAACUACCAGUUUCGAAUGGAUACACUGGCCUAUGUUCUGUACUAUCCUCAAAAACCUCUUGUCACUACACGAGCCAUGGAACAUCUCCACUUUAGGCAACUUCCAGCUGGAAUUAAUGCCAUUGUUGCUAUUGCUUGCUACUCUGGUUAUAACCAGGAAGAUUCUGUCAUUAUGAAUCAGUCUUCUAUAGACCGUGGCUUUUUCCGAUCGCUUUUCUUUCGCUCAUAUAGAGAUGAGGAGAAAAAGAUGGGCACACUAGUCAAAGAGGACUUCGGCCGUCCAGAUAGAGCUAAUACUAUGGGUAUGAGGCAUGGCUCUUAUGAUAAAUUAGAUGAUGAUGGUCUUGCUCCUCCUGGAACUAGGGUUUCAGGAGAGGAUGUUAUUAUAGGAAAGACCACUCCUCUUGCCCAGGAUGAAGCUCAAGGACAAGCUGCUUCACGUUACUCACGACGUGAUCACAGCAUAAGCUUACGCCACAGUGAAAAUGGGAUUGUUGAUCAGGUUCUACUGACAACAAAUGCUGAUGGGUUGAGGUUUGUCAAAGUGCGAGUAAGAUCUGUUAGAAUACCUCAAAUUGGGGACAAGUUCAGUAGUCGACACGGUCAGAAGGGAACAGUAGGGAUGACUUAUACACAAGAAGACAUGCCAUGGACUGUGGAAGGAAUCACCCCCGAUAUUAUCGUGAAUCCACAUGCUAUUCCUUCUCGAAUGACAAUCGGUCAGCUUAUUGAGUGUAUCAUGGGGAAAGUUGCUGCUCAUAUGGGGAAGGAGGGAGAUGCAACUCCUUUUACAGACGUCACUGUGGAUAAUAUUAGUAAAGCACUUCAUAAAUGUUGUUAUCAAAUGCGUGGAUUCGAAACCAUGUACAACGGUCACACUGGCCGGCGGCUUCCUGCUAUGAUAUUCCUUGGACCAACUUACUACCAAAGAUUGAAGCAUAUGGUGGAUGAUAAGAUCCAUUCACGUGGACGAGGUCCUGUUCAGAUCCUUACAAGACAGCCUGCUGAGGGACGAUCUCGCGAUGGAGGUCUUCGCUUUGGAGAAAUGGAACGGGAUUGCAUGAUUGCUCACGGUGCAGCUCACUUUCUCAAGGAGAGAUUGUUUGAUCAGAGUGAUGCCUAUAGAGUUCAUGUCUGUGAGCGUUGUGGGUUGAUAGCAAUUGCAAAUCUUAAGAAGAAUUCUUUCGAGUGCAGAGGUUGCAAGAACAAAACCGACAUUGUACAGGUUCAUAUUCCUUAUGCCUGUAAGCUGCUUUUCCAGGAGCUUAUGGCCAUGGCCAUAGCUCCGAGAAUGCUGACAAAGGAAGUAAAACCAUUGAAAGACCAAAAGAAGAAAGGAGGCUGAGAAACCCGCAAGACUUUUCGGCUAUUUUUCUUGCAGACAAUUUCAGUAAGAAGUUGAAGUUGUGAUAUGAUAGGGUUCAAAAACCAGACAGAGUUGGGAAAGCUGGUUUCUAGCAAUUGAAGUCCAACCAUUUGUUUUGGUACAAAAAUCAUUUGAGAACAAAGAAUGAGGACUUAUCAGGUGUUAAUGUAUGAGGCUAUACUACUACUGCAUCAGAUUUUGAGGGACAUUAGGGGGAGAUUCAGAUUGUAAUAUAUUGUUAUAUGUGGGGCAAAUCAUGUUCAUUAAUUGUAAGCAUCUAUAGCUGUAUUGAAUUUCUGGUUUAAUCAUCGGCCUAAUUUAUUUGAUUGUAGCAACUCAAGAAUGAGAAUUUCAAGAGAAAAAUAAGAGCUUUACGUUAAAAAGUUUCGUUUGGUA